AUGGCUAGCCCGACCAAACACGGUCAGGCACGCGCUUACGUCGACCGACACGGCGAGCUGCACGAUCCCGACUACCGCGACUUCCCUGUCGUCGCGCGCAACGCGUCGCGCAAUCGUCGCUUCAGCGCCGGCACGUCGCGUUCGCGUAGCGUCAGCCGGCACGGUGAACGCUACUCUUCGUACUCCAUGACGCGUCCAGAGUGGGAGCGUGACUGGUCGACAGAAGUCGAGGACUACGAUGAGGUCGAUGAAGAGGACGACGAGUCUGAAUCGCAGUCGCAUUACUCCCCCUUUGCGUCGCGCGUCGCGACAACGCGCCGCAGCGCGACUAUCCACACGACUCACACGUACCCCGCAUACACGUCGUACUCGCGGUACGUGGGCGAGCCGCAGCCGAUCGCAUCGUCUCCCACAGGGUCGUUAGAGGACGACCAGCAAAUACACGAAUCGACGUUCCAGGAGUCGCCCUUCCUCGCCGACGAAUAUGAUCCGUUCCCUCAGGAUCAGAAGAAAAAGUCGCGUCGAAGCAGCGGCCACAGCGGCAUUCUGAGACGGGCAUCGAAGAAGGCAGCGGAGAUCGCGCUCGAGUCGCCUGUGGAGGUUGCGAUGGAGAAGGACGAUGCUGAGCUGUCGCUACAGCAGCAAUUUACACUUGAUCGCGAACGAAUGGACGACGUACCUUCAUGUACGGACGCGCUACGGCAACAUUGGGCAGCGACCGUCCUCCGCGUGCGAUUUGGUCUCUUCCACGCAAAGCGGAGAUUAAGCAGGCGUCGGCGGUCGUCACCGACCUGA
Postia placenta MAD-698-R-SB12 is the source of this 795-nucleotide messenger RNA. RefSeq lists its product as hypothetical. The record is from RefSeq and is a predicted model, not a curated record. The transcript has 2 exons. The coding region runs from base 1 to 795 and encodes 264 amino acids. Lineage: Eukaryota; Fungi; Basidiomycota; Agaricomycetes; Polyporales; Adustoporiaceae.